Danaus chrysippus (African queen) is the source of this 546-nucleotide messenger RNA. The record is from the annotation of a GenBank genome assembly. NCBI's taxonomy places the organism in Eukaryota, Metazoa, Arthropoda, Insecta, Lepidoptera, Nymphalidae.
AUGUCACUAAUUCCAUAUCUGUUCGACGAUUUUCCAUUCGGACGACCUCGUCGAUUACUGGAUCAGCAUUUCGGUUUGGGAUUGACUCCUGAUGAUCUACUGACCGUUGCCGCUGGACCUCUCGCUUCUCGUGAAUACUACCGACCGUGGCGACACCUUGCGGCUGCAGCGCGCGAUCUGGGCUCUAGUAUUAAAUCCGAUCCAAAUAACUUCCAAAUCAGCCUCGACGUCCAACAUUUCUCACCGGAUGAGAUCAGUGUAAAAACCGCCGACGGUUUCGUCGUAAUUGAAGGUAAACAUGAAGAGAAACAGGACCAACACGGCUACGUUUCCCGCCAUUUUGUAAGAAGAUACGCCCUUCCAGAAGGUUCGUUACCUGAAACUGUGGAAUCCAAGCUAUCUUCUGAUGGAGUACUAACCAUUACGGCUCCAAGGAAGGUUCCAGAUGCUAUUAAGGGUGAGCGUAAAGUUCCUAUAACCCAAACCGGACCCGUCAGGAAGGAUAUAAAAGAUCAAAGCGAAGGAACAAAUGAUAAAGCCCAGUGA